AUGGACUCUCAGACCAUCGCAGAAAGGCUGGAGGAGCUGUCCCCGGCACCCUCGCUGCAUCUGGACACGAUGGUCCAUGAAUCUGUCCAUGCUGCUUUGCUAUCAGUCAUCGGUGCCGCGAGGCCCACAAUUAUACUAGCAGCUCAGCAGAACAUCCUCAGCGAAGGAUCCGCGGCCUGGCAUGCUCAAGAUCGCGAGCGGAGGUUCGGCAAGUCGGUAGAGCAAUGGGAGAAAGACGAAGGUGGCGAGAAGGGAUGGAAGGCUGCGCAGCCUGGUCUUGAGGCGGUUAAAGCUGAGUUGAAUAGGCAUAAGAGGGAUGAAGGACCAUUCGUUCUUGGGGGGACGGUAAGCUACGGUGACUUCCUUAUCGCUGGGUUCUUUGAAUGGCUGAGAAGGGCUGAUGCCUCUCUGUAUGAGCGGUAUGUCAGGUAUGAUGAAAGCUUUAAAAAGCAUCGUGAGGCCUGUGAGCCGUGGCUGGCCAGAGAUGAUUAG
Saxophila tyrrhenica is the source of this 492-nucleotide messenger RNA. RefSeq lists its product as uncharacterized. Bases 1 to 492 code for a protein of 163 amino acids. The record is from RefSeq and is a predicted model, not a curated record. The transcript has a single exon. Lineage: Eukaryota; Fungi; Ascomycota; Dothideomycetes; Mycosphaerellales; Extremaceae.